Molecule: messenger RNA, 1302 nt
Organism: Trichoderma reesei QM6a
Lineage: Eukaryota; Fungi; Ascomycota; Sordariomycetes; Hypocreales; Hypocreaceae
Exons: 2
Cellular component (GO): cytoplasm
Molecular function (GO): calcium ion binding; calcium-dependent phospholipid binding
Source: RefSeq, a predicted model, not a curated record
CGAAGCGGCGGCCGCGAUCGGUCCCCCCAGCCCCCCGUCGGCCGCAUGUCGUCGCUGACGGUCAACACGGGCCGGGCCGCCGCCCUGUCGCUCUCGUCCGCGCCGGCCUCGCCGCUGCUCGAGUCGUACCACGGCACCUAUCAGAACUGCUCGCCCAUGCCCUCGCCCCUGCUGCUCGCGUCCACGCACCCGUCGGAGCUGCCCAGGGUCAUCGACGCCCUGUCGCCGCUCUCGGACGGCGAGGGCGACGGCACCAGGCUCAGCCGGCGCGCCCGCUUCCACGACGCCGUCGACAUCGCCUCCCGCCUCGCCCAGGCGCUCAAGGGCACCCACAAGCCCGACGUCGGGCCCCUCAUCGAGAUCCUGCCCAGCCUCUCGCACGAGCAGGUCAUGGAGCUGCGCGCCGAGUACAAGCUCAUUGUCAAGACGGGCGCCGACCGCAAGGGCGUCAACAUUGCCAAGCACAUCCGCGCCCGCCUCAAGGACGAGGACCCCCUGCUGAUGAAGGCCUGCUACGCCGUCGCCCUCGGCAAGUGGGAGAGCGAGGCCUACUGGGCCAACUUCUGGUACCAGGGCGACAAGACCCGCCGCGAGCUGCUCAUCGAGUCGCUCAUGGGCCGCACCAACGAGGAGGUCCGCCGCAUCAAGGACGCCUUCUCCGACAAAAAGUACGACAACAGCCUGACCAAGUGCAUGAAGACGGAGCUCAAGGAGGACAAGUUCAAAAAGGCCGUCCUCAUGGUCCUCGACGAGCGCCGCAUGGAGGAGUACGACUACGAGGGCCGCAGGCUGCCGCUCGACUACAAGCUCAUCGACCAGGACGUCGCCGACCUCUACAAGGCCGUCAAGUCCGACAAGGGCGGCGAGACGCUCAUGAUUUCCAUUGUCGUCCAGCGGAGCGACGGCCACCUGCGUGCCGUCCUCAAGGAGUACGAGCACCAGUACCGCAGCAACUUUGCCCGCGACGCUCUCAAAAAGAGCAACAACCUUGUGGGCGAAGUCCUCGCCCACAUCCUCAACGGCGUCAUCAACCGCCCCGUGCGCGACGCCCUCCUGCUGCAGCACGCCAUCACCGCCUCGCGCAAGGACCCCCUCCGCAAGGAGCUGCUCAUCUCCCGCCUCGUCCGCUACCACUGGGACUCGUUCCACAUGCAGGACGUCAAGAGGGCGUACCGCGAGCGCUACGGCCAGGACCUGCAGGACGCCGUGCGCGAGGCCACGGGCGGCCAGCUGGGGCUGUUUUGCAGCGAGCUGUGCAUUGCGAGGAUGCCGAAUGAGAUUCGGAGAAUGGACAGCAGGUGA